Messenger RNA from Cynara cardunculus var. scolymus (artichoke), 1151 nucleotides. RefSeq lists its product as uncharacterized. Bases 12 to 842 code for a protein of 276 amino acids. The record is from RefSeq and is a predicted model, not a curated record. Gene Ontology annotation, molecular function: RNA binding. The transcript is spliced from 3 exons. NCBI's taxonomy places the organism in Eukaryota, Viridiplantae, Streptophyta, Magnoliopsida, Asterales, Asteraceae. Gene Ontology annotation, cellular component: chloroplast.
AGACCAAGAAUAUGGGGGCGUUAUCAUCAGCUUCCCCUCUUAUCCUCCGAUGUAUUCUCCGCCGUCCACCGCCGUCCACCACCACCAACCAUGUUUCCGCUAUCACCCCUUCUCUUUUCAAACUCUUGAAACAUACGCCUUCAAUAUCCCUCCCAACCCCUCCUCUGCCAAUCUCUCGCACUGCUCUCUCCUCACUCACUCUUCGUUCUCUCUCCACCUCCUCUUCAAUCCAAGUCGCCAUCUCCACCGAACAAGACACCCAAUGCGACGUCGAUUCAGAAGUCGCCACCUCCACCGAACAAGAUACCCAGAGCCAUGUCGAUUCAGAAAUCGGAACUGAUGAUAAUCAUCAGAUUGUAACUGAAAUUGAGAGCCCUGUAGAUGCUAAACUUUCGAAUGCACAUAAGGAAAUGUUGUCGAAAUUGAAAGGUAUGAGUGUGAAAGAGAAGAAAGAGUUGGGUUCUUACGCCAACAGUUUGGGGAAAAAGCUCAAAUCACAACAGGUGGGGAAGUCCGGCGUCACGGAUUCAGUCGCCACGGCGUUGGUCGAAACCCUUGAAGCCAACGAGCUUCUCAAGCUUAAAAUUCAUAACAACUGUCCAGGGGAGCUAGAGGAUGUGGUGAAUCAAUUAGAGGAAGCCACUGGUUCGGUGGUGGUUGGUCGAAUUGGUCGAACCGUCAUCAUCUAUAGGCCCAGCCUAACAAAACUGAAAGCAGAAGAGAAAAAGAAACAGGCUCUCAAGGUUUUCCUUAAAAGAAGAGCAGCAUUUAAAUCAUCAUAUCAGGGGCAAAAACUGAGUAGAGGACAAUCUAACAGAAGUCGAGAUUUUAGAAAGUCUUGAGGAGGUUGUUGAAUCGUGUAUAACGUGGUUUCUUCAGAUUGUACGGAAAUGCUUCGAGUAUUGGUGGUGAGGCUGCAUCGGCUUGUUGGUCUCGUUCGAUACAUCUUUAUAGCGAUAAAAACCACUCGGAUGUUACAAUCUAUCCUGAUGAGUUUUAUUUUUUAAGUUAGGGUUCAAGGUGUUUCUUGUGUUUUGUUUCAUCUGUACUCGCAUCUUACAUGUAUUAUUUCAUGUGUGAAACAAUAUAUGUAAAUUAGUUGUGUGCCCGUGUAAUACAGUUGGAUGUAAAUGAUUUGAAGCCUCUUGGAA